AUGGAGGCCAACCAUACAGUGGAAACAACUGUGUCUUUGUCUGCUGUACAGUACAGAUUAAACGUCAUCUACGUUAUAAUUGGGUCAAUAGGGUUGGUCGGCAACAUGUUCGUAUGUUUCGUAUUCUGCCGCGUUCGACGACUGCGAUCCAUCACACAUCUGUUUAUAAUGAACCAGUCCGUCAUCGACAUGUGUAGUUCUCUCGUAUUCCUCGCUCUGAAGUUUAGACCACUCCGAAUAUCUGCGAAAGGCUUGGCUGCAGAAUUGUACUGUAAGUUCUGGCAUUCUGAAUAUCUCAUGUGGUCGCUGUUUCUCACCUCCACUAGCAACAUGUGUGCUGUAACUUUGGAACGGUACUUCGCUAUAUGCCACCCAGUUUUUCAUCGAAACCACUUUAGCAAGACCAAAGCCAAGAUCACCAUCGUCAUCGGGUGGGUUUGGGGGUUGCCAGUUGAGCUCCUUUGGGGGCUCCCUUUCUAUCACACUCCUGAUGGCUGUGCUAUUAAAUACAUCGGCUUCUAUUAUAAUGUUGUUUUUGGUAUUGGUAUAUUCAGUAUCGCUUGGCUUAUACCUUUGAUAUUGAUGGCUUUCUGCUACGUUAAAAUUCUGUUGAAACUGCGCAAUUCAAAUGUUCAACCAACUGAUGGUAAUCCCGAUGAUAACAAAAACUUUACUCUACGACGAACCCAGAAGAACGUUGUGAAGAUCCUUUUGAUAGUUUCUAUAACGUACGCUAUUUGUUGGGGACCAAACGAAGUUGCACUUCUGCAUUUCAACCUUGGCGGGUAUCUAGAUUUCACCAGUGAUUUCUACUUGUUUUCUGUUGCGUUGGUCUUCUGUAACAUGUGUGUAAAUCCAUUUAUAUAUGCCUUUCAAUACAAGGAGUUUCGUAAAAAUAUCCCAGUAGCAUUUGGAUGUCAAUGGAAGACACCAACAGACACUGAUUUGGAUGGCGGUUUGGAGACGAGUGUGACGGGGGCAGAAGGGCGUCAAUCAGUGUAG
Molecule: messenger RNA, 1002 nt
Organism: Saccoglossus kowalevskii
Lineage: Eukaryota; Metazoa; Hemichordata; Enteropneusta; Harrimaniidae
Product: mu-type opioid receptor-like
Biological process (GO): G protein-coupled receptor signaling pathway
Cellular component (GO): membrane
Molecular function (GO): G protein-coupled receptor activity
Source: RefSeq, a predicted model, not a curated record